AUGAAGUUGCUGCCUGCAUCUGGCCUCGCUCUCCUCCUCAUCACGGCUUUGAACUUUUCCUCUGCAGCCCCCUCCCUAUUUGCAGCCACCCCCAGGACCUCAAGGAACAACUACCACCUCGCACAGGCAUAUCUUGACAAGUUCUACACAAAGAAAGGAGGGCACCAGGCUGGUGAGAUGGUUGUACGAGGAAGCAAUUCCAUAGUAAAGAAGAUUAAGGAGCUGCAAGCAUUCUUUGGCCUUCAAGUCACGGGGAAGUUAGACCGGUCCACAAUGGACGUGAUCAAGAGGCCUCGCUGCGGAGUCCCUGACGUGGCCAACUACCGCCUCUUCCCAGGUGAACCCAAGUGGAAAAAAAAUACCUUGACAUACAGAAUAUCCAAAUACACCUCGUCCAUGACCUCUGCUGAUGUAGACAAGGCGGUAGAAAUGGCUUUGCAGGCCUGGAGUAGCGCUGUUCCUCUGAACUUUGUGAAAAUAAAUUCAGGAGAAGCAGAUAUCAUGAUAUCUUUUGAAACAGGAGAUCAUGGGGAUUCCUACCCAUUCGAUGGGCCCCGCGGGACGCUAGCCCAUGCAUUUGCACCUGGAGAAGGCCUGGGAGGAGAUACACAUUUCGACAAUGCUGAGAAGUGGACUAUGGGAAUGAAUGGUUUCAAUUUAUUCACCGUUGCUGCUCACGAAUUUGGCCACGCCCUGGGCCUGGCCCAUUCCACAGACCCCUCGGCGCUGAUGUACCCAACUUAUAAGUACCAGCAUCCCUAUGGAUUCCACCUCCCCAAGGAUGACGUGAAAGGGAUCCAGGCAUUGUACGGACCUCGGAAACCAUUCCCAGGGAAGCCCACUGUGCCAAAUGUGCCUCCUCAUAACCCGUCCAACCCUGACCUCUGUGACUCCAGCUCAUCCUUUGAUGCGGUGACAAUGCUGGGGAAGGAGCUUCUACUCUUCAGGGACCGGAUUUUCUGGCGGCGGCAGGUUCACUUGAUGGCAGGGAUCCGGCCCAGCACCAUUACCAGCUCCUUCCCACAGCUCAUGUCCAACGUGGAUGCAGCUUACGAAGUGGCUGAGAGGGGCACCGCUUACUUCUUUAAAGGCCCCCACUACUGGAUAACAAGAGGAUUCCACAUACAAGGUCCUCCUCGGACUAUUUACGACUUUGGGUUUCCAAGGUACGUCCAGCGAAUAGAUGCCGCCGUCUAUCUCAAGGAUGCUCAGAAGACUCUCUUCUUUGUGGGCGAUGAGUACUACAGCUAUGAUGAACGAAAAAGGAAAAUGGAAAAAGACUAUCCAAAGAAUACUGAAGAGGAAUUUUCAGGAGUAAAUGGACAAAUAGAUGCUGCUGUGGAAUUAAAUGGCUACAUUUACUUCUUUUCAGGACCAAAAGCAUACAAGUAUGACACAGAAAAGGAAGAUGUGGUUAGUGUGCUGAAAUCUAGUUCCUGGAUUGGUUGCUAAAGAGAAAGGUCUAGUCUUUCCUAAGGAGUGAAGAAGACUGCAAGCAGCCGAUAACUGGGUUGAAGGACUAAAGCAGAAAUUAGGGUAGGGAUUCUUCCCAUGGCCUUCAGUUCUAAGGGCAACUUAGAGUUCACUGAAAAGAAUUAUGCUUCUACAUUUUUUUUCAUAGUUGUGGAUUCAUAAUUUUAAUCCAAAUGAGAAAUUCCUAUUGGUCAACUUCACACAAAAUCAGAAUCAACCCAGUGUACUUUUCAGUUAGACACUCAUUAUUUCUUUUCUUACCUAAUAUCCUGAAGUAAAUUGAUAACUUUGGAUUUUAUUUCCAAGAAGAGCCUCCCUGACAUACGUUAUAGUUUUUUUGUAGGAAAUGGCCAUUACCAUACAAAUUAUAAUUAUUCUUUACAAGUUGUGGCUUUUGUGGCCUUAACGUUUGCUAUGAUGAAUAUGAAUUUAUCCUUCUGUACUUUAAACAUACCACAAACAAAAGACUGUGUACGUUUUGUUUCUCAUUUCUAUUCGUUUAUGUGUACUCACUGGUCUUUGAAGUAGGUUAUGGCAGGAAAACCUAUUCAAGUGAAUUUUCAUACGAGUCAAGAGGUAGGCAUUUUGCAACAGGAAAACUUUCAACAAAAGCCAAUUAAAAUGUUUUAUAAGAACAAUUUUUUCAUUUCUCUUUUCAGUUAAUAUUUACUAGCUUCUAUCACAUUUUACUUGGCAACAAAUUCCAUGUACCUGUAAAAAAAAAAAAAAAGAAAAAACUCAAACCUUGAGAUAGUAUGUGAGUAUACAGAGCCAGAAUAAAUAACAGUAAUUCACUCUAUUUGCUGCUUCUUGACAAUAAAAUGCCCUCAAUGAG
Molecule: messenger RNA, 2308 nt
Organism: Myotis myotis
Lineage: Eukaryota; Metazoa; Chordata; Mammalia; Chiroptera; Vespertilionidae
Gene: MMP20
Product: matrix metallopeptidase 20
Exons: 10
Coding region: 1-1452 (483 amino acids)
Biological process (GO): extracellular matrix organization; proteolysis; amelogenesis
Cellular component (GO): extracellular matrix
Molecular function (GO): metalloendopeptidase activity; zinc ion binding
Source: RefSeq, a predicted model, not a curated record